Messenger RNA from Pimephales promelas (fathead minnow), 2269 nucleotides. RefSeq lists its product as uncharacterized. Gene Ontology annotation, molecular function: DNA binding; POU domain binding. Gene Ontology annotation, cellular component: nucleus. Gene Ontology annotation, biological process: regulation of gene expression. The record is from RefSeq and is a predicted model, not a curated record. NCBI's taxonomy places the organism in Eukaryota, Metazoa, Chordata, Actinopteri, Cypriniformes, Leuciscidae.
AUAGAUUAAGUUAAAUUUAAGAUUUUGGCUUUUUAUUUAUAUUAGGCCUAUAUUACAUUUUAUUAAUUUUGUGCUAGUUUGAUCAACAGAACUGCACGAGUUAAGCUACAUGUGAUUAAAGAGCUCAUCCUCGAUUUAACAUCUUUAAUCCACAUGGGUUCACUGUUCUCGUAUGAUAAAACUCAGGUGAGAUACGUUGACUGCCCCGCCUCCUCAAGUCAGGUAAUGAAAACACAUCUUUACAUAACACUUGUUGAAUGAGGACUAGUAGCAGCCCAUUACUCGACCAUUUUACGUUUGUUAUCAUAGCGCUCUAAACGCGUGACACGUUCUAGUCUAAACGGACAACAGGAUGGUGAGCAGUCAGGUAGAGGCCACCGGGCGAGAUAUGUUGACAAAAGACACCGAACACCGCGACUAUUCCUACGACGGGUCGUCUCUGCCGGCAGAAUCGCCUUCAAAUGGAAGGGGGUUGAAACUACGGACUCAGAAACCGUCAGAGGACGGUAACGUCAAGCAGAGCUGCCAAACAGGCUCGAAAAAACACAAGUCCACAUCUGAAAAGAAAUACCUCGGAGUUAGAGUGAAAAUGCCAGUACGGGACAUUCUCCGAAAUAUUCGUAUUGCCAAGGGCAUUGACAAUAAAGAUCUGCAGGGAAUCAAAUCUAAGGCAUCUAAAGGGGAAAAGAAACGAGUUACCAUCGGUGGAAACCGGAGACGUUUUCUGAAGAAACAUCAAACAAAGGGUCUGGAAGAGCUUGCUAUUAUAGUAGAAGUGUUGGAGGAGGAUCUUAAGACCUGUCAGCCAUACAGAUCACCAAACAAACCCCAUUCAGCUUCAUCCUCUUCAGAGUUCUGGGUUGAAGAAGCAUACGGAAGCAACACAUACGGUCAGGAGAAUGAAAUCCCUCAAUCUCCAAGCUACUCUGUACCCUCUGAAACCUCGCCUGUCCAUUCUGCGUGCAGCCCUUACCCGUCCCCAUCUUACAGCCAGGGUACCGAUGUCUUCUUUGAGAAUCAUGAAGAAUAUAGCAGUUAUGAGUCAGAUGAGUACAGGUAUGAUGAUCUAUAUGGUAUGAGCUGCUCUGCUGCAAACUCAUGCGAAUACCAAGUGCCUUCCCCACAAGAAUCAUUCCAUGCAAGUCCCACCCCAGAAGUCUGGGAGUUCUCUCCAGAAAAGAUGAAGUGUCCACCAUGGCCACAAUCUCAACAGGAGGAGUGCAGCAGUAUGACCUUCUUCUGUACUCAAAUGGAAAGAGAGGAGAAUCUGCUGAAGGAGAUAUCUGACCAAGAGCUUCUUGCUGCAGACGAAAACGGAAGGAUUCUUUUACACAGAGUUGUUGAGGAGGGAAAGAGAUCCCUUGUGUAUGUUAUUGCCAGAAGGAUGAUGGCUCUGAAGAAACUAGAUAUCAAAGAUUCAGAGGGAAAGACUCCUCUUCAUCUUGCUGCACAGAAGAAUCAACACUUCAUGGUGGCUGAUUUGGUGUCACUCGGUGCAAAUAUCAAUGCGAAGGACCGAUAUGGGAAGACAUGUCUCCAUCUCAGUGCAGAGAAUGGAUAUAUUCGAGUGUUGGAGGUCCUGAAAGGUUUAAUGAGAAUUGGCGUGAAUGUUAAUUUGGAGGAAAGAGAUGCAAACGGGCUCAGUGCUUUGCAAUGCGCAGCAGUAGCUCUUAACCACACUGUGCGGGAACUAGAGCUGUACGAGUCUGCGGGCCAUCUUAGACUGCACACUCUUCGCAAGGAGCAGAUGAUGGAAACGCUCGAGUGCCUCCUUCAAAUGGAGUGCUUUAUACAUGCUCCGGAACAUGGUCGCCUCAAUACGAUGAACAGUGUUGAUUUCAAGCCGUGUGAAGAAGCAGCCUUCUUUGUCAAUUGAAAUCAAGGCCAUCAACAACGUGAUUUCGAAGUGGUCUGGCUCAUUUGCAGCUUCUUCUAGCAAGAGUUGUUUUCUCUGCCUGGCCACGCAGUACUGUUAACUGACGGUAAAUGUUUUUGAGUGAAUACAAGCUUUAACCUGCCAAUGAAGACAAUUAUGUACAUGUAUAUACACACAUAUUUUCGUUAUCAGUUACUUUUUUUUUUCUGUGGAUAAUGAGAAAAGUCUUCAUGGCAAGGUUAAGCUAUGUAUUAUGCAACCAUAGGUUUUGUUAAGUGCUCAGGGGAAAAGUGAGGUGUAUCACUAUGCAAAAACACAAUGGUUGCCCAUUAGCUGGUUUCUAUGAAACUUCCACUGUUAGUUACGUUUGAGUAGCAAAAUGUUAAAAAAAAA